AAAAAGGACCAGCCAGCUGAUUCUAAUUGAAGAAUGGACUUUGGGAUGCAUCUGCCUCGUCCCCUUCUAUGCCCUCCCCCCCAGCUCCCCAGGGGACUGGGUCACCCUGGACCUUGCUACUUCCUGGUUCUGGAGGCCGGGGCUGAGAGGAUGGAGCUGUGGGUGCAGCUCAAGCAGGCUGGACUGGAGCCCCCAGGACUGGGCCCACCCCCUCCGGCCCUGAGGCGGGUCCCAGAGGAGAGCCCUGGGCAGACUCUCCUGUCCGCAGGGGCAGAUUUUGGAGGUGCCAGGGAGACCCUGCUGUGGAUCUGGCAGGAGCUGGGGAACCUGCGCCGAGUGGAUGUCCAGCUGCUAGGCCAGCUGUGCAGCUUGGGGCUGGAGAUGGGGGCCCUUCGGGAGGAACUGGUCACCUUCCUGGAAGAGGAGGAGGUGGAGAGUGUCGACUCUGAGGAAGAGCCCCAGGAGAAGCAAGAGGAGGAACAGCUGGGGCCGUCCCGGCCGGCCUCGUGCCUCCCGGACUUUGAGAUGACUAUCUGAGGGGCUGCUGGUGCCCUUUGAGAUGCAGAUUCAUGCAAAAGAGAAGCGAGAUUUGCAGGUCAAAUCAGAUUUGGAACCCACGUGCUCCUUAGCAAGUGCUUUCCCUGAGGCUGUCUGUGAGGAGACGCAGGCCUUGGCCCUGUGCUGUGGGCGCAGUUGUUUGCAAAUGACGGGGAAAGGCACAGAGGCGCCGGGUGUACCUGCCGAGGAGCCUCUGGUGUGGGGGAGCCCCGGAGAUCUUCGCAGAUGAAGGUAAAGAUCAGCGCUGUCCAUGGGGUGGCCGCCAGCCCCGCACGGCUGUGGAGCACUUGAAACAUCGGAGAGUCCAGAUGGAGAUGUGAUGUGACUGUAAAAUACACACCAAUUUCCAAGGCCAGAAUGGUAAAGGAGGACCAAAAAAAUCUCAAUACUUUAAAAAACUGAUUACAUGUUGAAACAUUUUUAGUCUUGGUAUCAAAUAUUACUGAAAUUAAA
This is a messenger RNA of Chinchilla lanigera (long-tailed chinchilla), 1011 nucleotides long. RefSeq names its product glutamate-rich 4 (gene Erich4). Bases 34 to 537 code for a protein of 167 amino acids. The record is from RefSeq and is a predicted model, not a curated record. Lineage: Eukaryota; Metazoa; Chordata; Mammalia; Rodentia; Chinchillidae. The transcript is spliced from 2 exons.